Alternaria atra is the source of this 1767-nucleotide messenger RNA. RefSeq lists its product as uncharacterized. The transcript has a single exon. Gene Ontology annotation, biological process: transmembrane transport. The coding region runs from base 1 to 1767 and encodes 588 amino acids. Lineage: Eukaryota; Fungi; Ascomycota; Dothideomycetes; Pleosporales; Pleosporaceae. Gene Ontology annotation, molecular function: transmembrane transporter activity. The record is from RefSeq and is a predicted model, not a curated record.
AUGGCAAACGAUCCCGAAGUCGAGCACAAGGCAGCUCUUAGCCGGGUGCACGAUGACUCUCAUGGAAGCCUCCAAGGAUCAGAGAAAGACGCAGACCACGUCAACACCACGAAUGGCGACAACACCGUUGAUACCAACUACCAAGCUGGUGUUCAAGCCGUCGAGGCCGUAACCCUUUCCUGGACAACCGCAUCGCUGAUAACAGCCUACAUCCUUAUUUGGCUCGUCUACUUCAUCCAAGGCCUAGUAGGAGGAAUCAGCGGCGCCCUAAUCCCCUACGUCACCUCUUCCUUUGCCUUCCACUCCCUCACGCCUACAACCAGCGUCCUGAGUUCUGUUAUCGGAGGCGUAACGAAUCUCAGCAUAGCAAAGACACUAGAUGUUUUUGGUCGCCCGCAGGGCUUCCUUCUUUGUGCUGUGCUCGCCACCGCCGGGCUUAUCAUGUCGGCUGCUUGUAACAACGUCGAAGCCUACGCUGCGUCACAGGUCUUCUACACCGUCGGCAUUAACGGAGUUGGAUACAGUCUUAGCGUGUUCAUUGCAGACACUACUUCGUUGCGCCACCGUGGCCUCAUCCAAGCCUUGUGUUGCUCAUCCUACCUGAUCACUGCUUGGCUCGGCGGCCCGAUUUCCACGGCGUUUCUCAACGGAGCCGGCUGGCGCUGGGCGUUUGGAAUGGAAGCUAUCCUUAUCCCGGCAGUCACGCUUCCUUUGUUUGGCCUCUUCAUGUACCACUACUUGAACGCAAAGAAGCAGGGCCUCGUUCCCAAUCGAUCGAGUGGACGUACAUUCUGGGAGUCGUUUACAUACUACAUGCGCGAAUUCGACGCUGUUGGUCUUCUUACGCUAUCCGUCGGAAUCGCUUUCUUGCUCUUGCCUUUCAACCUCUACGCGCUGCAAGCGAAGGGGUGGGACUCUCCAAUGAUCAUCUGCUUCCUCGUCUUCGGCGUCGUCCUACUGAUCCUGUUCGGAAUCUGGGAACGUUUCUUCGCAGAAAUCUGCUUCAUCCCCUGGAAACUCCUUCUGGACCGCACUGUUGCUGGAGCUUGUAUCCUGUCCUUUGCGCUCUUCUUCAGCUACAUGUGCUGGAGCAUGUACUUCACCUCCAUCCUACAGGUUGUCUUCAACAUGAGCGUUACCCACGCCAGCUACAUCAUGUCGACAUACACUGUUGGUGGCUACAUCUUCGCUGCCCUUAUUGGCGCCUUUAUGUCUUACACCGGACGCUUUAAACCCGUCACUCUCUUCUUCUCGAUUCCACUGGUAGUUCUCGGAACGGCACUACUCAUUCACUUCCGCCAGCCCACCGACAACAUUGGAUACAUCAUUAUGUGCCAAAUCUUCGUCGCAUUUGGCGGUGGCGUAAUGACCAUCACAGCUGAGAUCGCUAUUUUAGCCGCUGUCAAAGAGCAGCAAUACUUCGCUGUCGCUAUCGCUCUGGUGUCCAUGUGUGGAAGCGUUGGCGCAGCCGUUGGGCUAACGGUUUCCUCGGCAAUCUGGCAGGACGUUGUUCCUAAGAGGCUUAUGGAGUACCUUCCUGCUGAAGAUUUACCAAACUUCUUGAUGAUCUACGCGGAUAUUGUGACACAGCUGUCUUACCCUGUUGGAUCACCUACUCGCCUGGCUGUGCAGAGGGCUUAUGGAGAUGCUCAGAAGUAUCUGUUCAUUGCGGGUACCGCUGCCUGGGUUAUCGGUACGGCUGGGGUGCUCAUGUGGCGGAAUAUUGACAUUAUUGCUAUGAAGCAGACGAAGGGUCGUGUGUUUUAA